Lachancea mirantina is the source of this 345-nucleotide messenger RNA. The record is from the annotation of a GenBank genome assembly. NCBI's taxonomy places the organism in Eukaryota, Fungi, Ascomycota, Saccharomycetes, Saccharomycetales, Saccharomycetaceae.
AUGACCGAACUAGCACCUAUCAACCCGAAACCGUUUUUGAGAGAGCUUAUAGAUCGUCAGAUUGUGGUGGCGUUGAAAUUCAACAAGACACAGUAUCGGGGGACGCUGGUGUCGACUGAUAAUUAUUUCAAUGUGCAGCUGCGCGGUGCGGAAGAGUUUAUCGACGGUACGAGCCGCGGUGUACUGGGAGAUGUGUUUGUGAGAUGUAAUAAUGUGUUGUGGAUUGGCGAGGCCGAGCCGGAGCAGGCCACGGAGCAGGCCACGGAGCAAGCGGCGGAGCAAACAACCGCGCCGGUGCUGGCCGCGACGACGGCCCCAGAAUCGGCUGUCGAGUCCCAGGAGUGA